AUGGCCUUCCUGGUGGCUGGGACCCUGCAGGUGGCCUCGCUGUUGGCAGAUACCCGACAGAGUCUGGAAAGAAAGGUAGUAGGAGGCCCCACGUGGCCCCGCCCACUCCUGGCUCUCAGGGGAGCCCCUCCGCAGCCCACUCUGGCCUUGCCUCCCCAGGGGAAGUACAGCUUGCAGGGUCCCAGGGUGGCCCUGACGCUCAGCACCCCUGAGGUGUCAGCCUCUACCGUGGCUGUCCUGGAAGCCGUGUUCCGGACCCUAGGCUUCGAGCGCUGCCAGAGGACCGAGGCCUCUGUCCAGGGCUUCCUCGGGGAGCUGGCUGGGUUCCGGGAGCAGCUGGACGGCCUCGGGGGCCCUGUGGGCUGUGCCCUAGUGGCUCUGCUGGCCCCCCGUGGGCAGCUGGGGCAGCCCCAGCAGCUGGUCCGGGAGCUGAGCCACUGUAGGGCCCUGUGGGGCCGCCCCAAGGUUUUCCUGCUGCUCUCGAGUGCUCCUGGGGGUGAGUGGCCCAGGGAGACUGGGGAUGGGACGGCGCGAAGCAGGGCGGGGGCGGCGGGGGCCACCAGCUGCCUCCGGCCCACGUGCUGGUCCCCCCGCAGGUGCCCCGGAGCGCGGAGCCUUCCUCACGGGCCUGAGCCGGCUCUGUGGCCGCUGUCGGCGCUGGUCCCUGCUGCAGCUGCUGACGGAGGUGGGGGCCCAGACGGGACGUCCCUGGGUCGGGGGCCGGCCGGCCCCUUGCCCUGGCUCUGCUGUGCUCUCCUGAGCCUGUUCGGCAGAUUCCCGUGCCCCCCCCACAACCCACUCAGGAUCCCCCAGACCCUCCACACUGCUCCUCAGCUCCGUGCCUUGCCCAUGCUGCUCCGUCUGUUUGGCCCGCCCUCCUGUUGUCUCGGCCAGCCCCACACAUUCCCUUCCAGGCUGCCAGUGAUGCCCGUCCUUGGGCUCCCCGAGUCAACGCUUGUGCUUUGGCCCACCCUGUUCACACUCACACAGGCAGGGACCGUCCCGUCGGACUGCAGGUGA
Messenger RNA from Nyctereutes procyonoides (raccoon dog), 1020 nucleotides. RefSeq lists its product as uncharacterized. The transcript is spliced from 2 exons. Lineage: Eukaryota; Metazoa; Chordata; Mammalia; Carnivora; Canidae. The record is from RefSeq and is a predicted model, not a curated record. Bases 1 to 1020 code for a protein of 339 amino acids.